Messenger RNA from Rhagoletis zephyria (snowberry fruit fly), 914 nucleotides. Its product is annotated as putative protein kinase C delta type homolog. The record is from RefSeq and is a predicted model, not a curated record. NCBI's taxonomy places the organism in Eukaryota, Metazoa, Arthropoda, Insecta, Diptera, Tephritidae. Gene Ontology annotation, molecular function: protein serine/threonine kinase activity. Gene Ontology annotation, biological process: phospholipase C-activating G protein-coupled receptor signaling pathway; intracellular signal transduction. Gene Ontology annotation, cellular component: cytosol.
CAAUUCAAGGCGAAAUCUCUCUAAAGGUGAAAAUUGUCAACAAAAUAAACUUACAAACUGUAGCAGACUACAACAACAACAACGGCACAGAGAUGAUGUUUACACGCGCCCAAGUGCGCAAACCAAAAUCAAAUGGUCACAGCAGCAGUCAGAGACCGCAAGUGCGCACUUCCCAUAGACCUCACCUUAUGCAACAACAAUCACUAUAUGGAUGCGAUCCACUCUACAGGCAUUCACCACCUGGAGGAAAUAGUCGCAUUCGGGAUCGCGAUAGAGACAGGGAUCGGGACAGAGAUAGGGAUACGGACCGAGACCGAGACCGAGACAAUGAACGCGACCGGGACUACAGUGGCGGUUACUACACCGAUUGCAACAACUUCGGUGGUCACAAGCCCCAUUCGUACGAACUGCCUCGACAACACUCCAAAGACAAAGCCUACGCCCAGCUGUACAAUGACGAGAGCGAGCGGAGCACCAGCAGCAGUGGCGUCAAUUAUAUAGACCGGCGCACCCGACCGCGCAGCAUUACAAACCGGCGCGGCGCCAUCAAACAGCUGAAAACACACGACUACAAUGGGCAUCGGUUUGUGGCCAAAUUCUUCCGACAGCCCACAUUUUGCGCAUUCUGCAACCUGUUCGUUUGGGGAUUCGGCAAGAAGGGGUAUCAGUGCAUUACUUGUCAAACGGCGGUGCACAAGAAAUGUCACGAGAAGUUGCUGAGCAAAUGUUCCGGUUCCGUCUUCAACUCGGCCAGCACAAUCCUGCUGCACGAGCGUUUCAAGAUCGACAUGCCACACCGCUUCAAGCCGUACACUUUCAUGUCGCCGACUUUCUGUGACCAUUGCGGUUCUCUGAUGGCUGGCUUCUUCAUUCAGGGGUUGAAAUGCGAAGGUGAGUCGUUGCAUNAACUAUAG